Molecule: messenger RNA, 1168 nt
Organism: Anopheles funestus (African malaria mosquito)
Lineage: Eukaryota; Metazoa; Arthropoda; Insecta; Diptera; Culicidae
Product: serine protease snake-like
Exons: 4
Coding region: 154-1083 (309 amino acids)
Biological process (GO): proteolysis
Molecular function (GO): serine-type endopeptidase activity
Source: RefSeq, a predicted model, not a curated record
ACUCAGAUGACCCCAUUCGUCAAAAAAACAGGUCGAAUGCAUUUUGUUUUACAACUCUGUAAGAAUGCUUGCUUGAUUGGAACGGGAAUAUAAAUACGGUAGAGUUGCUCAUUGAUUUUAGUGAAGUCUUACAAACCACAAGAAGAUCGCGAGAUGUACAAUAGAGUAGUAGUGCACAUUGUGUUGGCAGUCUUACUGUUGCUGAACCUAUGCGAAGUUCGUGGACUACGCUUGGCGGAACAAAAAUGCCAGGAGUAUCGGAGUACGAUUGCUUCCUUAACGUCUAAGAUGACCGGUAGGACGAAUAACUACGAGACACCACCGAACGGAAUACCAGCAACGGAAGGAGAAUUCCCCCAUCAGGUGCGCGUCGGACAAUGGUUCUACGAGGACGAAGAUACGGAACACAUUUUCCGUUGCGGUGGUGCCCUCAUUAGUGAUCGUUACGUUCUCGUUUCGGGUCACUGCUUCUGGACGAUGGGUGAUAAAAUGGCGUCACUUGGUCGACACGACUACACGCGUAACUCUACCCUACCGGAGGUGUUGCUCAAGCGAGAUGAUCUGAUUUUGCAUCCCGCCAUUGAUGAGACGGUGAAGGCAUCGUACAACGAUAUUGGAUUGUUACGGCUUGCCGAACCUGUCACCUUUACCUCUCACAUAUAUCCUGCCUGUCUUUGGACGGAGGACAAUUUGCCCGAAACACAGAAGUUUACUGUUACCGGAUUUACGAGAGGCAAGCUCGUUAACGACACAGAGGAUACACGUUUGGUUAAGGUACAGAUGAACCGUGUUUCCAAUGACGAGUGCACACAAAUGUAUGCCGAUAGUGGCUACUAUCCGCAAGGCGUCACCGAUUCAUUUCUAUGCGCGGCGUCUCCUGUCGAAUGGAAAGCAUCUUGCGAUGGUGAUGGUGGUGGCCUAAUGCAAACACUUGAUGACGAAUCUGGUGAUGUGUACCGGCUUAUCGGUUUAGAAGCCAAGGGUCACGAUUGUGACCAGCCGCAUCAGUCCUAUGCCUAUACCUAUUCCUUGGUACAGAAGCACCUGGAUUGGAUCGAGAGUGUUGUUUGGAGCACGUCCUAACGCCUAGCUAGAAUUGAAACUUUUAAAGCCAACGAGGGAAGUAAAUAAAACGAUUCCAAUUCGCAUGAACGGUGGAGUUAAGACA